AUGGUCAGUGUGGCGAGGCACAACAUUGAGAUGAGGCAAGUUUUUCUUUUUUGCUUUUGUGUUGCAUUGGGGACGAGUGUCUCUGGGCGGGCCGGUAGUCUCCACCAGUAACAUCUGAUAGCAAGUACUGUAACUAGCGGAACUGAUAAGCUUUGGCAAGAAGGGAAAGCAGCAGGAUGUCUCAGGGAAAAAAUACACCGUUCGGCCUCAAGUUAGUGGCCAUCAACCUGGCUGCUGGCGGCUCUGCAGGCUUCACAGAAAUAUGCAUAAUGCAUCCACUGGAUGUGGUAAAAACAAGAUUUCAAAUACAGACAACAGGAAAGCCCGGAGACCCUAAUUACUACACAUCUGUAUAUGACUGCAUGCGCAAGAUGGCGAGAAACGAAGGCAUGCUGUCACUGUACAAGGGUGUGCUGCCCCCGGUGCUGGUGGAGACCCCAAAGAGGGCGGUGAAGUUUCUAACAUUUGAAAUCUACAAAAAAUUAUGUGGAACUUCCACACCAGCAACCUUCUUCCUGGCUGGCUUGGGAUCAGGUACCACUGAAGCCAUUCUUGUCAAUCCUUUUGAAGUAGUGAAAGUAGCACAACAAGCCAACAGGGCCCAGCACAAGGUGUCCCCCAGCACGUGGGCCGUGGCUCGGCAGAUUGUGAAGAAUGAAGGUCUGGGCUUCAGGGGCCUCAACAAAGGGGUCACAGCCACAAUCGGCAGGAAUGGUGUCUUCAACAUGAUCUACUUCGGCUUUUUCCACUCCGUUAAUUCGAAAAUCACCCAGCCCAAGGAAAAAUGGAGGCAGAACCUUCAGAAGUUCUUCAUUGGCUUGGUGGCUGGAGUGUUGGGUUGUCUGGUCAAUAUUCCCUUUGAUGUGGCUAAGAGCCGUAUUCAGGGUCCUCAGCCAGUCCCUGGAGAAAUCAAAUACCGCACCACUUUUAAGUCCAUUGGAAUAGUUUAUAGAGAAGAAGGGUUCCGGGCCCUGUACAAAGGCUUAGUCCCCAAAGUGUUGCGUCUUGGCCCGGGCGCCGGCAUCAUGAUGAUCGUGUAUGAGAAUGUUCAUGGCUACCUCACAAAGAGAUUCCCUGAUGACUAGGGAGUCGGGGAUCCGUCCAUCCAGAACAUCUGCUUGCUUGGAGGUGUAAGAAAGUUGGGUGUUUGGGUGCAAUAAAGUCUUGUGGAGGGGAGAGACAAUGAGAUUCUUAAGGUGGAUGAUUACAUCAUAUCACAUCAUAUCUUUAUAGGAUUGAGGUAAAUAUUCCUGUAUAUUUUUGUACAAAAUUCUUUUGUUACUACAAGUGAAGCAACUUUUGGUGUUCUAAUCAUUCCACUAGCAUUCCAGUGAUUUCCACCAGAUGCAUUACAUUACCUGUUUACUCUUUCCUGUGAGGUGAAUAUUUGAAAAGGCUGGAACAAACUACUUGUUUUAAUGACAGCUUGCAUCUGUUUUUUGCAUUUAUUCAUUCCCAGUCAGCUGAUAAUUAAAUAAUUUGCUUGUUAGCUCAUGUGAGUGGAGGCAUACACUAGUCUGAGCUGCACAACAGAGGCAGCUGGGACAAGCACACUCUUACCUCGCCCCUUAUUCAGGUUUUGUCAUGACAGCCUACAGUGACAAUUAAAAUGUUCGCCCCUUAUUCAGGUUUUGUCAUGACAGCCUACAGUGACAAUUAAAAUGUCUCAUAAUUUUAGAGUUGAACUGGUUUUAUGAAAAUCAAAUUAUCUGUAGUGUAUUCAUUAUUUAAUAGAGCUCUUAAUUGUAUAUAUUUAUAUUGUACUGAUGUUUAAUGAAAAUCACUAUUUGUAGUGUAGUAUUCAACUUUAACAAUACUAGCAGAUAAAUUUAUAUUUUGGA
This is a messenger RNA of Eriocheir sinensis (Chinese mitten crab), 1841 nucleotides long. RefSeq names its product mitochondrial 2-oxodicarboxylate carrier-like. Lineage: Eukaryota; Metazoa; Arthropoda; Malacostraca; Decapoda; Varunidae. Bases 177 to 1085 code for a protein of 302 amino acids. The transcript is spliced from 10 exons. The record is from RefSeq and is a predicted model, not a curated record.